Pichia membranifaciens NRRL Y-2026 is the source of this 1655-nucleotide messenger RNA. RefSeq lists its product as hypothetical. Gene Ontology annotation, cellular component: cytosol. Gene Ontology annotation, biological process: seryl-tRNA aminoacylation. The transcript has a single exon. NCBI's taxonomy places the organism in Eukaryota, Fungi, Ascomycota, Pichiomycetes, Pichiales, Pichiaceae. Gene Ontology annotation, molecular function: ATP binding; tRNA binding; serine-tRNA ligase activity. The record is from RefSeq and is a predicted model, not a curated record. The coding region runs from base 176 to 1558 and encodes 460 amino acids.
AAAACUCACGGCAUUUGUAGCGAAAAGGGAAGAAGCGAGCGUUGAAAAUUUGAGAGGAUUGGAGAUCUGAAAGAUUAAGAGAGACGUGGUGGUUGUGGAGAGAGAGCAGAAAGGUAAGAAGAAAACAGAGCACAGUUGGUACCGUUCCCGCAGGCUACGCAGCACAAACCAGAGAAUGUUAGAUAUCUUGCAAUUUAUUGAAGAGAAGGGUGGUAACCCACAGGCGAUUAAGGAGUCCCAAAAGAAGAGAGGUGCUUCUGUCGAGCUCGUUGAUGAGAUUAUCAGCGAGUACAAGGAAUGGGUCAGGUUGAGAUUCGUUGCUGACGAACUCAACAAGAAGCUCAACAAGGUCCAGAAGGAGAUUGGGUUGAAAUUCAAGGCGAAGGAGGACGCAUCCGAGCUACUCAAGGAGAAGGACACCAUCAUUGCGGAGAAGAAGGAGGCCAUUGACAAGGAGCAAGAGGCCGACAAGCAACUCAGACAGAAGGUGUACUUGGUCGGUAACAUUGUCCACGAAUCCGUUGUUGUUUCCCAGGAUGAAGAAAACAACGAGCUGGUCAAAACCUGGACCCCAGAGGGCUUGGAGUUUGAGAAGUUGACCGACGUUGCAACUGCCACCGGCAAGCCAGCUAAGUUGUCGCACCACGAAGUCUUGCUCAGAUUGGACGGUUACGACCCAGAAAGAGGUGUCAAGAUUGUUGGUCACAGAGGUUACUUUUUGAGACAGUACGGUGUUUUCCUCAACCAAGCUUUGAUCAACUACGGCUUGUCGUUCUUGGCAUCGAAGGGUUACACUCCAUUGCAAUCUCCUGUCAUGAUGAACAAGGACGUCAUGGCCAAGACCGCCCAAUUGUCCGAGUUCGACGAAGAACUAUACAAGGUCACCGACGGCGAUGAUGAAAAGUACUUGAUCGCCACCUCCGAGCAACCCAUCUCCGCCUACCACUCCAACGAAUGGUUUGAGUCUCCUGCAGAACAGCUACCAGUCCAAUACGCAGGUUACUCCUCUUGUUUCAGAAGGGAAGCUGGCUCUCAUGGUAAAGAUGCUUGGGGUAUCUUCAGAGUCCACGCUUUCGAGAAAAUCGAGCAAUUCUGCAUCACUGAGCCGGACAAGUCAUGGGAAAUGUUCGACACCAUGAUCGCCAACUCCGAAGCCUUCUACCAAUCCUUGGGCAUUCCAUACAGAGUCGUUGGUAUUGUCUCCGGUGAAUUGAACAACGCUGCUGCAAAGAAGUAUGAUUUGGAGGCUUGGUUUCCAUUCCAAAAGGAGUUCAAAGAAUUGGUCUCCUGCUCAAACUGUACCGACUAUCAGUCAAGAAACUUGGAGAUAAGAUGUGGUGUGAAAACCCAAAACCAAAAGGAAAAGAAAUACGUCCACUGCUUGAACUCUACUUUAUGUGCUACCGAGCGUGCUCUUUGCUGUAUCUUGGAAAACUAUCAAACCGAAGAUGGUUUGGUCAUUCCAGAAGUAUUGAGAAAGUAUAUCCCUGGUGAACCAGAAUUCAUUCCAUUCGUAAAGGCAUUGCCAAAGAACUCCACCUCCAACAAGAAGAAGUAGAUGCGCUAGAUCUUUACUGUAGUAUCGUUACAUGUAUCUCCCCCUCCCCCCAUUAUAUAGAUAUUUCUUCAUCAGAUAAUACUUUAAUAACUGCCGA